This is a messenger RNA of Aphanomyces astaci, 1581 nucleotides long. RefSeq lists its product as hypothetical. Gene Ontology annotation, cellular component: uniplex complex. Gene Ontology annotation, molecular function: calcium ion binding. The coding region runs from base 15 to 1091 and encodes 358 amino acids. Lineage: Eukaryota; Oomycota; Saprolegniomycetes; Saprolegniales; Verrucalvaceae. Gene Ontology annotation, biological process: calcium import into the mitochondrion; mitochondrial calcium ion homeostasis. The record is from RefSeq and is a predicted model, not a curated record. The transcript is spliced from 10 exons.
UGACGACAAGUGCCAUGUUUGGGACGUUGAGCAAGCGACUACUAUCGAAGCAGCGUCAUGCUGUACUCGCUCCCCACGGGGCCAUGGUGGCAUUGAUGUUCGCGGCGGCAACCUUGUCCGGGGAGACGCGCAACGAAGAGAUCAAGGAGUCGAGUGCGGAGAAGAAGAAGAAGGAGAAGAAGAAGACGCACUGGCACACGAAGCAGCGCCACGAAGAGUCGGAUCAGCAAUCCAUCCUCGUCAAGGACAGCUUGAAGAAGUACAAGGAGGACCUGACCGCAUUCGACAGCGUCGCAUCCCGCUUCGAUACGUUCGCAACGGCCAUGGCCAAAGAAAAGGACGCCAACGGCGUGCGCCGCAAGGCCAUGACGUUCACAGACUUUCUCCACUCGCUCGUGCUUCCCCGCUUCCGCCUCUCCCAUCCCCCACGCACGGCGCAGUACACGUGUCCGUUUGUGGGCGAUGCGGACGGGUUGAUUUCUUAUGAAGAAUGUCACUUGCUCUACCACUUGCUCGAGAUUCCAGUCGAGCACUUUGACGUGGCGUUCCACAUGUUUGAUCUCGACGGCAACGGCACCGUGGACAAGGCCGAGUUUCUCGAAGUGCUGUCGAGUGUACUCAACAACAUCAAGGACCUCCGCACGUCCACCUCGGAAAAAUCCACCAAAGAUGACGACGACGCUGUCCACGUGGAGGCGUCGUACCAUUUGCUGCUCCAUUUCUUUGGCAAAUCGGGCAAGAAGAAGAUCACGGGGCGGGAGUUUGUGGCUGUGGUGCAGGCGCUGAAGGAAGCGUUGCUCCGGGCAGAGUUUGAUAUGUACGCUACAUCACCGUCGGCCACGACCAAGGAAAGCACGAUCUCGGUGCACGACUUCGCGGUCACGAUGAUCUCUUGCUUUGACCCCAAGCACUUGCCGAGGAUGCUCGAUCGAUUGCACCUGCUUCGGGCCACCGAUGUACUAUAUCCUCCUAGUUCUCGUCAUCGUUUGCAUGUGUCUUGUAUGGACUGGCAUUGGCUGGUUGUUUUACGUUUGAUAUAUAUAUAUAUGUCCAAAACGAUGUGGUGGUUAUAUAUGUCGUGGACGAUGUAGUUGGUGUGUGGAUAAUAUAUAUUUAUAUAUAUACAAUAUAUAUAAUAUUUUACAACGUAUUUGCUUGGAUAUGAUGAAUAGGAACGUGUGUCGUGGACCGAGUUUCGCGAAUUCCACAGCGUGAUUCAAAACCAUUUGGCCGACAUCAGGCUCGCGUUUGAGCUGCAGCGAGGCGGCGACGAAAUCACCGAAGAUGACUUUAUCAAGGCAGCGUACAUUGUGAGCGGCGUGCGGCUGCCGGCGCAUAUCGUGUCGAUGGCGUUCCGCGUGUUCGAUUUGGAUGGCAACGGAUCCCUCGACCACGAAGAAGUGCUUCGGGUGCUGUCGGCGCGCAACAACCAAGCUGCGUUUCAUAAGUCGCACCAAUCAACGUGGUCCAAGUUCUGGGCGUGUGUGACCACGACAAGCGACUAACAAGUCUACAUCAACCAUAGCUAGUAUAUAGGAUAUGGUAGAAGGGAGUCGCGAUAAUAACACCACGGAAUGGGAC